AUGAGAGAGUUCUUCUACUUCUUCCAAGUGAAGCACUACGAGAUCAUGUAUGGCACGAUGAUGUGUUGGAAGUCAGCGGAUGGUGGGAAGGCGAUGUUGGUGAUGGUCCACUUGUUCCCAUCACCUACUGCAACGGCUGAUGUCAAGUCCUCAAGAAAUAAAGAUGCUUCUUCGUGGGCGAAGAAUGUUUCUUUGUUGAGGAAGAAGCCAAAGCUCCCUUCUACUGAGAAGACACAAGUAGGAGUUGUUUCCCCGUCACCUGCUAGGGUUAAAUAUCUCGUUGGUGUAGAUAGCAAGAAGAUUGGCUGUAUGCGCAAUAUUCGGAAUGUUCCACUCAAGACUCAUGCUGACAAUUCGAGUCAUCUGCACCCGUCAAAGGAUGGAGAUCGAAUUGGGAGGUUUGCUCAUCCAUCCAACCAUCAUGAUCUAGCUGUUGAGUCACGAGCAGUCAUGCGUGGAGUUGAUUUAUCAUCAUUGACUCUUUUGGAGGUGAGGUUGGACGCAACUAAGAAGGCAAGAGAGUCAUCUGCCCAGGCGAAAGGUUCUUAUGGAAUGCCAAUGACUGGUCCCAAGCUAGUUGAUCAUAUCCAUCUGGCCGACAAUCUUGAUACCUUCUUAAGUCUUUCCUUAGAAAAACAAAGUGAAGCAACAUUUCAUCUGCUUCAAAAAGGAGUAGUUUUUGCUACUGAGACUAUCUGGAACUUGUCUAUUGUUACCCCCUCUUCUGCUAAGCUCAGCGAGUUGGAGAAGAAGAAUGCUGACUUGACUAGCAAGCUCUCUGUCGGGCAGAUUCGUUAUGAGAAGAAGACGUCUGAAUUGAGGGCGAUGAUAUAUGAGCUAAAGAGUUCCCUUGCUGAGAAGAAUGGUGAACUUAGCUCUUCUACUCCUAACUUGGUUAGUCGAAAAGAUGCCUACUUCUGUCUUGAGCACAAGAAUGCUGACAUCUUCCUCAAUUAUGACAAGCUUCUGGCUAGAUUUAGCGCCUAUCACAAGUUUACUAAAAAAUCCAAGUUUGAAGAUAUCACGAAUGCGUACAAGUUGGGCUACUUGGACUGCACAAAUGGGUCUGCUCCCUUCUAUGCCAUUGGAGAUAAAGACAUUGAGAUGCUCUGCUCUAACUUGCUCCCUGUUCAAAGUGAGUAG
Molecule: messenger RNA, 1143 nt
Organism: Prunus armeniaca (apricot)
Lineage: Eukaryota; Viridiplantae; Streptophyta; Magnoliopsida; Rosales; Rosaceae
Source: the annotation of a GenBank genome assembly